AUGUUUUUGUUCUCAUCAACGGCGUCACUGGAAACGGUGUUCCGUCCAUGUGAUAUAGCGGAGGCGGGCGAUGUGCACGUUAUGGUCGUGGGAACCUCGGAAGGGGGCAUACACCUCAGUACCAAUGGUUCUUUCGCCAUUGGUACGGUGAACCCUUCGUCACGGGCAGAGGCAUCAUCAGUCCGGCUAUGUGGGCACAGCUCUCGCGCCGAGUCAUCAACACACAUGUUGCUGGUCCAGCCCCGGGAGAGUGAUGGUACAACCCUCUCUCUUGUGCCGAUGUACCUCGGUUUUCUCGACCACUCACCCGUCAAUUUGUCGCUCCUGGCGUCAAAAACAACAAACUUGCAAAAUCUGCUGCGAUACCUUAAAGCAACGCAGUCACACAUGGUCAAUGAGUGGCAAUCUACUAGGGAGCUGCCAAAACGGUUCAUGGCCGGGGUCCAGGAUGAUCUUAAGAAGCUGGCCAACGGAGACAUGACGGUUGUGGAGGCACUGUAUCAUACUGUUGUGACUGGACAUGUUUUUGAGCCUGUGAAGGAGUGGCUGGUUGACACGCUUGGCGAUCGAGGCCAUAGGCGUUGGGAAAAGGCCGUGGUAUCCGGCCUAACCGGCCUUCGCAGUCUCGUUCACGAAAACUUCAUCCCAGCCUUGGAGAGAUGCGGCACAAUCCUUAGCCGUUUGCUCGGUCUCGCACGCUUCCACGACCCCGAGGCUGGGCUGGGAUUCGACGAAGCGCAAAUCAACAAGCUCGUGGACAUUGUAACGAGUCUUAUGGUGGUAGCUAACAGGGUGCUGACCAGUGUCAUGGAUGAGCUGGAACACUUUAACGCAUUUUCUACCUGGCUUCAUAUGGAGAUUGACAAACAAUCGUCGUCGUCAGUGAGUGAGGAGCUGACGGAGAAGGAGGCGACCAUGGACCACCCGAAAGUUCUGGUGUACAUCCAGCAUUACCUAGCCAACAGCCCAUUGUCGCUCUAUUUUGACGAGGCCACCAAGGAGGAUUACCUCAACGAUCGGGAAUUGUUGGCUCCCGGUCUUUCUCUACUGGAUCUUCUCGACAAGCAGUUGCAGGAACAGGAAGCCGGGCGACGCUCCAUGAAGGUCUUGCCUAGGAUAAGCUUCUUACUAAACUAUCUGACGUCCAAGGCCAGCGCGGUGUUUGACGGGAUUGCGGAAGCACAGCGGCACGGUGUCAAGUUUGGCCAGGCUGUCGGUCUCUCCAUCGGGAAAAAGAUAUGGAAGCAUGACUUGUGGAUGGGCCGGUCGAGGAAGAAGGGCACGUCCGCACCGGUCUUUACGGCUAUAGUCCCGGAAGACGACAAGUCAAAAGUGUACAUCAUUCGCUCUGAAACACCGUUAGGCAACUCGGAGGGUGGGCCUAUUUCGGCCACGGCUUGCGGCCUCGGACUGCCCGAUGGCGUGGCCAUUGUCGACUUGAAAUACCUUGACGACAAGUCCUUGUUGAUAUUAUGUGCCCAGAAAGAAGAACCCAAAUCGGUCCUGUUGAGGGUGGCAUACCAAUCAUCACACAUGCCCUAUCGGGAAUACGCAGAAGGACAGGCACCCACCGUGCUAGAGCUUGAUGGCACAGGAAGUGAGGGGGUGACGUCGUGCUUUGCCUUUUCAAGCAUAUCCGGGUUUACGCCAAUCCAGCUAGAGGUUCAAAAAGCAAGCAAGUUGAGAGGUGACAUGCCGGCGAGGGCGUGUCUGUUGGGGCGCGACAGGGCUAUGGUUAAGACGUAUGCGCUGCCGGCGGAUAUGGACGAGGGCAAGGGGGUGUUUGAGUGA
Molecule: messenger RNA, 1791 nt
Organism: Dichotomopilus funicola
Lineage: Eukaryota; Fungi; Ascomycota; Sordariomycetes; Sordariales; Chaetomiaceae
Product: anaphase-promoting complex, cyclosome, subunit 4-domain-containing protein
Exons: 5
Coding region: 1-1791 (596 amino acids)
Biological process (GO): anaphase-promoting complex-dependent catabolic process; protein K11-linked ubiquitination
Cellular component (GO): anaphase-promoting complex; nuclear periphery
Source: RefSeq, a predicted model, not a curated record